CUUCCGGCAGGCGCUGCGCUGCUGGGGGGCGCGGGCGAGGAUGGCGGCGGAGAACGAGGCCAGCCAGGAGAGCGCCCUGGGCGCCUACUCGCCAGUGGACUACAUGAGCAUCACCAGCUUCCCGCGGCUGCCCGAGGACGAGCCGGCGCCGGCGGCCCCGCUGAGGGGCCGCAAGGACGAGGACGCCUUUCUGGGAGACCCCGACACCGACCCGGACUCCUUCCUGAAGUCGGCACGGCUGCAGCGGCUGCCAUCGUCGUCGUCGGAGAUGGGCAGCCAAGACGGGUCGCCGCUACGCGAGACGCGCAAAGACCCGUUCUCCGCGGCAGCGGCCGAGUGCUCCUGCCGACAGGAUGGGCUCACGGUCAUCGUCACGGCCUGUCUCACCUUCGCUACCGGUGUCACCGUGGCGCUGGUCAUGCAGAUCUACUUCGGGGACCCCCAGAUCUUCCAGCAGGGUGCCGUGGUGACCGAUGCUGCCCGCUGCACUUCACUGGGCAUCGAGGUGCUCAGUAAACAGGGAUCUUCUGUGGACGCAGCAGUGGCAGCAGCCUUGUGUUUGGGGAUCGUGGCUCCACACAGUUCUGGCCUGGGCGGUGGGGGCGUGAUGCUGGUACAUGACAUCCGACGAAAUGAGAGCCACCUAAUUGAUUUCCGGGAGUCCGCACCAGGGGCCCUCAGGGAAGAGACCCUGCAAAGAUCCUGGGAGACCAAGCCUGGGCUCUUGGUGGGGGUUCCCGGAAUGGUGAAGGGGCUACAUGAAGCUCACCAGCUCUAUGGCAGGCUGCCAUGGUCCCAAGUCCUGGCCUUCGCAGCAGCUGUGGCCCAAGAUGGCUUCAACGUGACUCAUGAUCUAGCCCGUGCCCUGGCUGAACAGCUGCCACCCAACAUGUCCGAGCGCUUCCGGGAGACAUUCCUGCCAUCGGGCCGCCCGCCACUACCUGGCUCGUUGCUGCAUCGGCCCGACCUGGCUGAGGUGCUGGAUGUACUUGGCACCUCCGGCCCGGCUGCCUUCUACGCAGGUGGCAACCUCACACUGGAGAUGGUGGCCGAGGCUCAGCACGCAGGGGGUGUCAUAACUGAAGAGGACUUCAGCAAUUACAGCGCCCUUGUGGAGAAGCCUGUGUGUGGCGUGUACAGAGGCCACCUGGUUCUUAGUCCCCCACCCCCGCACACGGGCCCUGCCCUCAUCAGUGCUCUCAACAUCCUGGAGGGCUUCAAUCUCACCAGCCUGGUAUCCCGAGAACAGGCUCUUCACUGGGUGGCAGAGACCCUGAAGAUUGCAUUAGCCCUGGCCAGCAGACUGGGAGAUCCCGUCUAUGAUUCUACCAUCACUGAGAGCAUGGAUGACAUGCUCAGCAAGGUGGAGGCUGCCUACCUCCGGGGCCAUAUCAAUGACUCCCAGGCAGCCCCUGCUCCACUCCUGCCUGUCUAUGAACUAGAUGGAGCUCCCACAGCUGCCCAGGUGCUGAUCAUGGGACCUGAUGACUUUAUUGUGGCCAUGGUUAGCUCCCUGAACCAGCCCUUUGGCAGUGGCCUUAUCACCCCCUCGGGGAUCCUGCUCAACAGCCAGAUGCUGGACUUCUCCUGGCCCAACCGGACAGCUAACCACUCUGCACCCAGCCUGGAGAAUUCAGUGCAGCCAGGGAAGCGGCCACUCUCUUUCCUGCUGCCCACAGUGGUCCGACCCGCGGAGGGGCUCUGUGGAACCUACCUCGCUCUGGGGGCCAAUGGAGCUGCACGGGGCCUCAGCGGCCUCACACAGGUUCUGCUGAAUGUCCUGACCUUGAACCGGAACCUGAGUGACAGCCUGGCCCGCGGCCGCCUACACCCGGACCUGCAGUCCAACCUCCUGCAGGUGGACACUCUUGAUAUCUCCUGGACUGAAUCACAUUAGAAGCAGAGACCGCGAUCUUCAACGAUCACAUCCUGUGGUUGGCCAGCGAGACUUGGAUCCCAGCUGAUAGAUGACAAGGCCACAUACUUGAAAUUGAAUUUUGUUCAACAAAUAUCUGCUGGUCUCUGUUGAAUGUGAGGCUCUGUGCUAAGUUAUUUGGGCUCAGCCCAAUCUUGCCUUCAGGGCCUUAGUGUAAGAUGGAGUUAUAAGGAGUGGGGGCUUGGUGAAGGGAAAGUUCAUCUACCUGAGGCCCUGGGGAGGCUUUAUGGAGGAGGUGACAAGUAGCUUGGCUUUGAAGUAUGAGUAGGAAUUUGGAAUGUGGAGGUAAAGGACAUUCUGGACAGGAGGAACAGCCUAGGCAAAAACCAGAAUGAAUGGCUCAGAGAGCGGCCAGGAGGCUAGCUGUUGUUUCCCAGAGUUCUCAAUUUACCCAGCACCUUUGUGACUUUUGCCACAUUGCAAACCAUCUAAACCAAUAUGUACAUGUCUCUCUAAAUGAACUUCCUUUUUAGCCUAAAUGUAUUUUAUGUUAUUAUUUUUUUGAGAUAGAGUCUCACUCUGUCACCCAGGCUGGAGUGCAGUGGUGCAAUCUCAGCUCACUUCAACCUCUGCCUCCUGGGUUCAAGCGAUUCUCGUGCCUCAGCCUCCCAAGUAGCUGAGAAUACAGGUGCACAUGCCACCACACCCGGCUAAUUUUUGCAUUUUUGUAGAGAUGGGGUUUCACCAUGUUGGUCACGCUAGUCUCAAACUCCUGACCUCAAGUAAUCCGCCUGCCUCGGCCUCCCAAAGUGCUGGAUUUACAGGCGUGAGCCACCGUGCCCGGCCCUAAAUGUAUUUUUAAAAUAGACCUUAUAUCAUAAUUACAAAUGGAAAAAUGACAUCAUUUGCCACAAAUAGAUGACAAAUAGCUAUCAUCUAUUUGUUAGCUAUACAAAUAGAUAUGUGUAGUUUUUAGUUAAAUAUUGUUGCCCAUGGAAGGCUCUGAGACUGCUUUCUCCAUUAAAGAAGGAGAUUAGGAAGCGUUAGAGAGCAGACUGAAACUUGUUCCUUGCCAUAAUCAAAAGGAUUGAAAGUGAACCACAAAGGAAAUAGAUUUUCGAUUAAGUGAUUUAAUGCUAUUCAAGAUUGGGUCUUCAUCUCAAGAGCUACCAAAAGUCUUCCUAUUAGGGAAAGAAGACGACUAGAUCUUUAUUGAGAAGCGGUAGGAUGUGGAGUUACAGGGCUUAUCACAGAGGUCAGCCUUAAGAUUAUCCAAUUGAGAAGGGGAGACACAUGACCUGAUUUGUCUUAUUUAGGGGAGGUAGAUUGAGAGGAGGAGAAUUUAAGUCAGGGAAAUAUGAGAAGCAGCUGGGAUAUGGCCCAGGCAAGAGAUGAUGAGGGCCUGAACUUAUCCAAUGGGAUGGGGAUUUGUUCAUCUAUCUAGUAAGUAUCUGCUCAAUAUUUACUAUGUAUUGGCCCUGCACUGGGGAUCAACAGCAAACAAGACAACGUUCCUACCUUCAAAAAGCUUAUAAUCUAGUGGAGGGAGACACAGUAAAUAAAUAAACAAAUACAGGUAGCAGUAAGUACUUUAGAAGAAAACCAAACAAGGUAAAGAUGGUAGGGACUGCUGUUUUAGGUAAUGGUGGAAGAAAUUCUUGAAGAGGUGCCAAAGACUGGACUGCAGUAAGGGGGCCAGCAGUGUGACUUUCUAGGAGAGCAUUCCAAGCAGAAAGAACAGUAAGUACAAAGGCACUGAAGUGGAAACAUGUUUGGCCUUCUAAAGGGACAGCAAGGAGGUCAAUGUGGCUGGAAUACAGUUAAGCAAGGUGAGAAACAGAAGGAAAUGAGGGGAGGAAUUUAGAGAGGUAGCAAGGUCCCAAACAAUGUUGGGCUUAGAGGCACCUUGGUAAGGACUUUGGAUUUUAUUCUAAAUUCCUUUGAAGCUGUUGGAGGGCUUUGAGCAGGGGAAGUGACAAAGUCUGACUAAUGGUUUAAAAGGAUCCCCUUGGCUGCUGUUUGAACAGGCUAUAAGAAGCCAGGGGGCCAGGCGCGGUGGCUCACGCCUGUAAUCCUAGCACUUUGGGAGGCCGAGGUGAGCAGAUCACCUGAGGUCAGGAGUUCGAGACUAGCCUGACCAACAUGGAUAAACCCCCAUCUCUACCAAAAAAAAAAAAAAAAAAAGAAAAUUAGCCGGGCAUGGUGACGCAUGCCUGUUAUCCCAGCUACUGGGGAGGCUGAGGCAGGAUCGCUUGAACCUGGGAGGCAGAGGUUGUGGUGAGCCAAAAUUGUGCCAUUGCACUCCAGCCUGGGCAACAAGAGUGAGACUCCGCCUCAAAAAAAAAGAAAGAAAGAAAGAAAGGGAGGGAGGAAGGGAGGGAGGGCUGGAAGCAGGGAGACCAGUAAGGAAGGAAGGGAGGGCUGGAAGCAGGGAGACCAGUUAGUGGAUUAUGCAGAAAUCCUGGCAAGUAAUGAUGGCAGCUUGACUUUGGCAGGUGGAGAUGAAGACGCACAAAGCCCCUUUUUCUUUUUUUCCCUCCCUCCCUCCCUCUUUUCCUUCCUUCCAUUUUCUUUCUUUUCUUUUCUUUUUUUUUUUUUUUUUUUGGAGACAGAGUUUUGCUCUUUUGCCCAGACUGGAGUGCAGUGGUGCAAUCUCAGCUUACUUUACUGCAACUUGUGCCUCCCAGGGUCAAGCGGUCAUCCUCCUACCUUAGCCUCCUGAGUAUCCGGGACUACAGGCGUGUACCACCACGCUCAGCUAAUUUUUAAAUUUUCUGUAGAGAUGGGGUCUCCCUAUAUUGCCCAAGCUAGUCUCAAACUCCUGGGCUCAAGUGAUCCUCCCACCUUAGCCUCCCAAAGUGUUGGGAUUACAGGCAUGAGCCACUGCACCCGGCCUGUCCUGUUUUCAAUAUUAAGAAUGACUGUAUAUUGAUCACUUACUGUAUGCAAGGUUCAGUGCUGUGUGUGCAUUAUCUCCUUUAGUCCCUGCAACUUCAUGUUCUCAUAUAAGCCCUAUUUAUACAUGAGGAAAAUGAGGCUCAGCAAGGUAAAGUGAUUUGUCCAAGGUCAUACAGCUCUGUGGUGGAGCAGCCAGGACAAGGACUCAGGUCUGACUUAGGACUCUUGACCUAGUGCUCUGUACAUUCUGAAUGUAUAUAUGUUGGGGAUGGU
Pongo pygmaeus (Bornean orangutan) is the source of this 5047-nucleotide messenger RNA. RefSeq names its product gamma-glutamyltransferase 7 (gene GGT7). Gene Ontology annotation, biological process: glutathione catabolic process. Gene Ontology annotation, cellular component: plasma membrane. Lineage: Eukaryota; Metazoa; Chordata; Mammalia; Primates; Hominidae. The transcript has 15 exons. The record is from RefSeq and is a predicted model, not a curated record. The coding region runs from base 41 to 1897 and encodes 618 amino acids. Gene Ontology annotation, molecular function: glutathione gamma-glutamate hydrolase.